AUGGCAACGCUGGACCAUUAUUGUUCGAGUGAUAAAUUUCCUCGCCACGAGAAUUGUCUGGCAGGCGCCGAAAGUUGGUGCAAAGCUCAUGUGUCUUUCAAGCAUCCUGCUCGAUUGAUUGACGAAAAUGUGGAGAAAAUUAUUCGUCCUAUCUACGAAGAGCUCUCAAGCAAGGAACUUUUGACGCGAUGCUUAGGCGGACACACGCAAAAUUCAAACGAAUGUUUCAACUCCACUGUGUGGCGCAUGAGCCCAAAACAUCUGAAUUCUGGCAAAAAAAUCGUUGAAAUUGCUGCGUACAUGGCUGCAGGAAUGUUCAACGAAGGAUAUUCCGCAGUUUUAAGUACCAUGCAGCUACUCGAUUUAAAAAUUGGCCAGUUAUGUAAGAUGUUUGCGGAUAACGUCGACGCACAACGGAUCAAGAGGGAAAACCGGCGUUCGUCUUAUUCUAGCAAGGAAGCUCGCACGGCCCGUAGACUCGACCAACUGCAUCAAAAUGAGUUUUUUGAGGAAGUUGAAGGUUUACUUUAUGGCGCAGGAAUAGCUGAUUAG
Molecule: messenger RNA, 552 nt
Organism: Brassicogethes aeneus
Lineage: Eukaryota; Metazoa; Arthropoda; Insecta; Coleoptera; Nitidulidae
Source: the annotation of a GenBank genome assembly